This is a messenger RNA of Melanotaenia boesemani (Boeseman's rainbowfish), 914 nucleotides long. RefSeq names its product LBH domain-containing protein 2-like. Bases 274 to 591 code for a protein of 105 amino acids. The record is from RefSeq and is a predicted model, not a curated record. NCBI's taxonomy places the organism in Eukaryota, Metazoa, Chordata, Actinopteri, Atheriniformes, Melanotaeniidae. The transcript has 5 exons.
CACUUUCCUACGAGCGGUAACUUCACCGAAGAGCGUUGUGCGCGCCCCUCCGCCUGUCGCCCACAACAGCCCGCAUCAUCAUCAUCAUCAACAUCAUCUUCAUCAUCAUCAGCGGAUACAGCAUCACCAGCAACAGCGUCAGUGUGAUGAAGAAGCGGAGGACGGAGACCCUCCUGUUCUGAGAUACUGGAUCAUCCCGCAGACAGGAAGAAAAACCUCCAGCAGAACCAGACUCAGGAAGGGCAGCCGUCUGCCUCAACAGGGAUCAGCAGGAUGACUGAGGUGAUUAACUCUUUGGAGCCAGGAACGGAGGACUUCAGUGGGGGAGGAGCAGGAGGAGACCAGGGUUCAAUCUUCCCAGAUACCCAUGAAAGGUAUCCAAAGCUGUCCAAGAGGCUUCCAUCUAUUGUGGUGGAGCCGAUAGAUGCAGCUGAGGUGGAGAGUGGUGAGCUCCGCUGGCCGCCAGAUGAACCCAGCUCCCCAGACGCCCAAACCGCAAGACGGACUCCAGACGAGCAAACUGCAGAGGAGAAGACGGAUGUUGGGGUGGAAGAAGAGGCUUCAGGGGUGGAGAUGCAGGACUCCAACUAACCAAACUCCUGUUAAAUCCACUGCUACUGUGAGUGUCCCCAGAUGUGGAUUAAUGAGAAACGAAAAGAGCACCUUGUGAAGAUACACAAGAUAAAGGAGACAUAGGAAGGAGGAUAAAGAAACAGAUUUCCAAACCCCAGCUCAUGGGCUUGGAGCCAGAGUUAUGUCACCACUUUCAGAACAAAUACAGACAAGGAGUUUUUCUUUUCUGCACACAUGUACGCUCUGACAUGUAAAUAAAAUGACGGGCAUCAUUCCUUUAUUCUCCCUCUUAUAUAUAUAUAGUAAAGCAUCUUUACAUUGAACGCGGACCACUCUAAAAA